Molecule: messenger RNA, 1813 nt
Organism: Durusdinium trenchii
Lineage: Eukaryota; Dinophyceae; Suessiales; Symbiodiniaceae
Source: the annotation of a GenBank genome assembly
AAAGAAACGGUUGGAAGGCGGAACCCUCACCAGCGCCAUGGCGGAUCCAGAACAACUCAGUCCAAGGAUGCUGGAGAGCUUGCUUGGGGAGAUGGAAGGCACAACCAAGACAGCCGCUACCGGAAAGGCGGCUGCAAGCGACCAGGGCCGAACUCGCGAAGUUCACCGUGACUUCUUUCAAGGAAUGGUGGAGCAGUUGACCUCCACGCUGCACAAAGAGUUUGUUGUCCGACUGGAAAGCGAGAUUGAUCGGGUGCGUUUGGCUUAUGCCGAAGCGAUGCAGAAGGAGAAGGAAGGCUUUCAGGAGCAGCUCUGGCAGUUGGCGCAGCACUUGAAAGUUCCAGAGAGCCAGAAGACGGGUGAGGGCUGUGCAGAAUCGAGCAGCCUGCCAGAGCACAAUUUGACGAAGGAGCAGCUCCAAAGCUUCGAGGAGGCCGCACAGCUAAAUAUCCAGGUGGCUGAGCUGCUCUCCAAGCGCCGGGAGUUCUUGGAUCAGCCUUCGGUGCCCUAUUGCAAGGCCACAGCCGUGACGCUGAAGGAGCUCGUCAAGCGGACGGAGACCUUGCAGGAAUACUGCAACCAGCGCUUAGCAGCAUUGACCCUGGACUUCGCGCCGAAGAACCUGGCUGGGAAAGCCUUUCCUGUACAAGUUCAACCCGCAGUGGACACCGUUAAGACGGUGAAACAACGCCUUCGAGCUGAACAUGACUGCCAAAGCUGCGUCGUGAAGCUUUGUGUCUCUCAGGAGCAAGUCAUGGAUAUGCAAGAUCUCGAGCUCUUGAUGGAUUACGACCUUGAGCAGGAAGUGACCCUCAUUCUGGUGGAUAGCCUGGUGGCGAAUCCCGUGGUGAGGUUGGCCUUUGAAGACCCAGCUUCGUUGGCCUUCGAUUCUGUAUCUGGCAGAUCAGGCUCCGUGGACCAUCCAGAUCAAGUGGUGUCGAUUACCACUUCAGGGAGGACGGGUGUGAAUAUUCAAGGUCGCGGCUGCUUGGUCCUGCCCAAGCCGGUCGCCCUGGGGGAGGAGUGGACGAUUUCUGUUUGGACGCUGGGCCCCAUCGAUGUGGGCGACCACACCUACAGGGACCUGGUAGAUUCCAUGAACUCCCAAGAGCGCAUCGCCGUGAUCCUGGCGCGUGGACGCUUGGGGAACUACAAUAGCAACUCCUUCAUUGAGGGCUUCAAUGCGCGUGACUUGACCUCGGGCUGGCAUCACAUUGCCGUUGUGGGCCAGACACGGUGCACCACGUACUACGUGGACGGUCAGAGCCUGGGCACGAAACGAGGUCGUGCCCGGGGCGCCAUCGGUGUGGUCGGCAACUCCAGGGGCUGCAACGAGUCUUGGGGCUACAUGUCGGACUUCCAGAUCUUUGGCGUGGCGGCCAGUGACGCACAGAUCAAAAACAUCUACGAAGCAGGAGCACCUUCAACGCCGGACACCAAUGCGGAGCCGUGGCAAGUUGCUGUGGCAAGGUGUGGUCGUGGCAAAGAUCAUCGUGUCGACCGCCAGGCAGAAUUCCGACUUAUCUUCUCCCAGCCUGAGUGACUUCUCCGACUCGGAUUCCUCCGCGCGCUCGUUCCCCUGAGAGAACUCCACUGUCAGGGUUGGUCCGGCCACCAAAGGUGCGGACGCGCCCAAUGACCCGAGGCAAAAAGAUGGGCCUGACGAGGAACUGUUGCCUUUGAUCUGUUUUCCGUGGUUGAAGUAGCGCUACAAGAUAUUACAAGAUAUUCAAGGUCGAGGAAUACGGUCUAUUUGCAGCCUGUGCCAUCAAUGAAUCAAGACCGUGUGACGCAAGCCAGCCGUGGAUCAGAG